AUGGCUCCUUCUACCAAGAUAUUUUCCCUCGAAGGGAGGGGCCUCAAGCUAGACACAGCGGAGGACCUCGAGGCUCACAUUGCCGAUCUUCGCGCAAUGGAUGACCUUGAGGAAGUGCACAUGCUUGGUAACACACUCGGUGUUGGCGCAUGCAAGCUGCUUGGCGAGGUGCUUGCGACAAAGAAGACUUUGCGCGUUGCCAAUCUUGCCGACAUCUUCACCGGCCGCCUCCUCAGCGAAAUCCCCGAAGCGCUCUCCUCGCUCCUCACCUCGAUCCUCAACCUCCCAAAUCUCAACACCAUCAACCUUAAUGACAACGCCUUCGGCCUCAACACCCAGGCGCCCUUGGUCGCCUUCCUCGCGGCCCACGUGCCCCUGCAGCACCUGUACCUCAACAACAACGGCCUCGGCCCGCACGCCGGCAUCCUGAUUGCCGACGCCCUCUCGGAGCUGCACGCCAAGAAAGAGGAGGCGCGCAAGCAGGGGCAGAAGGUGCCUGACCUUGAGACUGUAAUCUGCGGGCGCAACCGGCUCGAGAACGGCAGCAUGACGGCGUGGGCUAAGGCGUUCAAGCUGCACAACCGGGUCAAGGAGGUUAAAAUGGUGCAGAACGGGAUCCGCCAGGAGGGCAUCUCGCACUUGCUGAGCGAGGGUCUGCGCCACGCUUCGCGGCUCGAGGUGCUGGACCUGCAGGACAACACCUUCACGCUUCUGGGCGCGAAAGCGCUGGCUCAGGUCGCCCCCGGCUGGGCAGAGCUGGUCGAGUUGGGCGUCGGCGACUCGCUGCUCGGCGCCAAGGGUGGCGUCCUGCUGGCCAAGUCGCUCGGCAAGGGGCAGAACAAGAAGCUCAAGAUUCUGCGGCUGCAAUAUAACGAAAUUACGGCGCCGGGCGUCAAGGCUCUGGCCGAGGCUGUCGAGGAGGCUCUGCCGGUCCUGCAAAAGCUGGAGCUUAACGGCAACAAGUUCACCGAGGAGGACGAGUACAUCAUUGCGCUGCAGGACCUGUUCGAGAAGCGCAAGGAGGAACAGGCUGGCGACGUUGUCGUUGAGGACGAUUGGGGCCUCGACAGCCUGAGCGACCUGGAGGAGGAGUCCGAGGCUGAAGAGGAAGAAGAAGGAGAGGAAGAGGAGGAGGAGGAGGAUGUCGAAGAGAGGGCUGAGAAGCUUAUCAAGGAGGCAGAGGAGGCACAAGAGGAGCCUGCUGCCCAGCGAAAAGACAAGGAGGUUGACGACCUCGCCGAGAAGUUGGGGAAGGCGACGAUCUAG
Molecule: messenger RNA, 1266 nt
Organism: Parathielavia appendiculata
Lineage: Eukaryota; Fungi; Ascomycota; Sordariomycetes; Sordariales; Chaetomiaceae
Product: RNI-like protein
Exons: 2
Coding region: 1-1266 (421 amino acids)
Biological process (GO): nucleocytoplasmic transport; activation of GTPase activity
Cellular component (GO): cytosol; nucleus; perinuclear region of cytoplasm
Molecular function (GO): GTPase activator activity; small GTPase binding
Source: RefSeq, a predicted model, not a curated record